AUGGCUCCCAACUUUUUCCGAUAUGUCCUGAGUACCUUGACUGUUUCGGUAGAAGCAGGGUUUUCUCUCACCAGUAGCGAACUCUUAGGGCUAUUUAGAGCCCGUGAAUCCACAGCGGCGGGUAUUUUUUCUAUGAACCCUAUCUUUGACCGUAACCUGAUCGACGGAAUGCCCUCGCAUGAUGGGCCUUGGAGGAAAUACUGGUUCUUUUUCCGAGUCAAUCCUCACUCCGUCCAAGAUGGUCAAACUCAUCCCCUCGAUCCUCCUUCUGAAGAGAAAGAUGUCUCGAGCCUGAAUGCCCGUGAUAAAAGAAAAAUCCUUGCCAAGACUAAGGCUCUUAAGGAUCAAUUAUCCGAAAUUGGGAAAAAGAAAUGGAUCGCCCCAAUCUCAAGGGUUGGUAACUUCCACAUGAAGACCCUCUUGGUCGAUGACGGUUCUUUAGAAGCAGCUCUGUCAAUUGCGGUGGAUUCUCACGGAGCCGAGAUUCCUAACAACCCUCCAAUUGCUACCGCUAUUUGCCCUUCCGUACAAGAGAGAGAGAGAGAAGUUACUUCUUCUCCUUAUACAAAGAGGAAAGCUCCAGACUCAGAUACUUUGUCAAACGAGAAACUCAAAACCGUCAGAUUUAGUUCUCCGUUACGAGCUCCUAGCCCUUUGCAUUCUGUUUUUCCUUCUUUGGAACCUUUAGACCCUGAGCUCCCUCUUCCGAGCGACAUAGUAAUUCCAGAAGAAAUCGAUGAAUUGAGACCAGAGUUUCCUUCGUCUCAAGGGUUGAGUGUUAGUACUGAAAACCCUUCACCAGCUUCGAUUUCUGAAACUGGCGGAGAAGAGAUCGGGGACAUCUUCCGGAGUUUUCAAACUAGGGGAGGGGCAUCCCUUCCCCCUUUUUCAGUUUGGAGGCCGGAAAUCCGUCAGAUGUACGUCAAUCGAGCUUGCCACCUAUCCCAGGCGUUUACGGAGACUAAUGGAAUGAUCUUCCAUUAUGAGAAUCUUCUUCACCAAGCGAUGAGAGAGACCGCAAAGGCUAAGAAGGAGAUCAAUGAACAUAAACUAGUCAAUCAGUCUAACCGACUCGAGCAGGCGAAAGCCCUCGAGUCGUACUUCGAGAAUAUGAAGAAGACUUUGGCUGCUAACGAGCAACGCCUCAGAAUUGCAAAUGCUGAAAGAGAUUCUGCGAGGUCUAAUGCUCUUCGCUUGAAGACUGAGUUAGAAGAGGCUACGGCUUUGUCCGAGGAAGCGAGCCAUAAGGCCGACUUUUUAGCAAAGACUAGGGCUCGCGAGAUCGCUGAAGCCGAACAUAACGCUCGAGAAGGAAUGAGGGGCUUCGGUAGGCAACUUAUUCAGUCUAUCAUGAAGUUUAUCAAAGACAAAGAAGUCUGGACUAAACUUCAAUCCGAUCGAGCCGAGCUGAAGAGUAAUCUAGACCUGAUUGGGGGACUAGAGAAUGGAAGAGUUUCGUUCGAGAAUGAGAGGAGGGAAGUUACUGCCGAACUCGCUGCAGUUAAAUCCGAGUUAUCCUCGGCUUCCCGUCCUACUCUCGAUCAGAAACAAUUUUCUUUGGUAUUUGGAGAUUCCCCCUCUCAAUUUGAGGUUGACGAAGGUUCUCGGCCAUGCGAGGGUUCUCCAGAGGUAGAGGAAAGCUCUUAA
Arabidopsis lyrata subsp. lyrata is the source of this 1647-nucleotide messenger RNA. RefSeq lists its product as uncharacterized. Bases 1 to 1647 code for a protein of 548 amino acids. NCBI's taxonomy places the organism in Eukaryota, Viridiplantae, Streptophyta, Magnoliopsida, Brassicales, Brassicaceae. The transcript has 4 exons. The record is from RefSeq and is a predicted model, not a curated record.